CUAAAACCCAUCUUCUCUCACUUCAUUUCACUUCCAUCUUCAUAUAAACGCCCUUACGACGCCGCUUCUCCCCGGAAAAGAGAAUCUAGGGUUUCUGCAAACUGAUCUGCAAUGGGCAAGGGAACAGGGAGUUUCGGAAAGAGGAGGAACAAGACACACACACUGUGUGUGAGGUGCGGCCGCCGCAGCUUUCACCUCCAGAAGAGCCGCUGCUCCGCCUGCGCGUACCCCGCUGCUCGCAAGAGGACAUACAACUGGAGUGUGAAGGCAAUUCGCCGAAAGACUACUGGAACUGGAAGGAUGAGGUAUCUGCGCAACGUGCCCCGCAGAUUCAAGACCAACUUCAGAGAAGGUACCGAAGCUGCUCCAAGGAAGAAGGCAGCAGUUGCUUCUGCUUAAGUGUUCGUUGGAAGGUUCUUUUUUGGAUGUAUUUCUUUUAUUUUCGUCUUGAGAGCAUUAGUCAACAAUUGAGUUUUCGAAUAGCUAUUGAUUUUGUUUUUGUUAUUUUAAUAUCAUUUUAAUACAUAUGGAUGGAAGACCAUUAAUUACUUGAUGUGCAUUUUCCGGAUUUUCAUUU
Messenger RNA from Erythranthe guttata (spotted monkey flower), 577 nucleotides. Its product is annotated as large ribosomal subunit protein eL37x. Lineage: Eukaryota; Viridiplantae; Streptophyta; Magnoliopsida; Lamiales; Phrymaceae. Gene Ontology annotation, molecular function: structural constituent of ribosome; RNA binding. The record is from RefSeq and is a predicted model, not a curated record. Gene Ontology annotation, cellular component: cytosolic large ribosomal subunit; ribosome. Gene Ontology annotation, biological process: translation.